Messenger RNA from Fusarium vanettenii 77-13-4, 2337 nucleotides. RefSeq lists its product as uncharacterized. The record is from RefSeq and is a predicted model, not a curated record. The transcript has 3 exons. NCBI's taxonomy places the organism in Eukaryota, Fungi, Ascomycota, Sordariomycetes, Hypocreales, Nectriaceae. Gene Ontology annotation, biological process: DNA-templated transcription. Gene Ontology annotation, molecular function: DNA binding; zinc ion binding. The coding region runs from base 1 to 2337 and encodes 778 amino acids.
AUGGAUGCUGCAUCCGAGACUUCGACUGCUGCCAAGAGGCGGACAAGGCGGAUUCCUGACGAGGGCUUGUUUGACUGGUUCAGCGACGAUGUAGGUGUGUUCCGUCUCCAUCUGGGACGGGAGGCUAGAUAUCGUUGUCUCGAGGCCAUCGUCAAAGGCGCCUUUCCAAAUGAAGCACUCGAUACAGUCAAGGAUCUUGAAAACUUGGGUCGGCGGAUGGGAUAUGACAUGCCCAACACAGCCGACCCCAACCGAAAACAGGUUGCCAUUGAGAAUAUCGUGCAAUCGCCUACCCAGCGAACUCCAACCGGGCCUGAGGUUUCUACUGUCACUACUCAGUCUACGGAGAGUGAUGCUUCUUCAACUGGGGUCAAGUCACAGAGCGAGGAACCCCAGGCCUCGCUAGUUAAAGAUGUUUCUGGUCACGAGCAUUACAUUGGUCCUUCAGGCACACUCAACUUUUGGAAUCAGCUUCGUAAGCUUGUUGAUGCCAACAACAGCCCUCACGAGUCUCCUGGUCGUGAGGGCUCAACAAGGUUUACCCAGGACAACACGUCGCGUCUCCUUGAAGCCGAUGGUCAAGACGACGAUAAUACAGGCCAGCAAGGCUCUGCUGAAGCAGCUCCCCAGGAUGGACUUUCGCCUGGCUCAAUAACUUCUGCUAUUGCCCGCGACUUUACCCGACUUCCAACUGCCGACAUGAAUGAGAUUCUUAGACAACUCCCCUCCAAUGACGUCUUGGAGCAGCUGAUUCAAUCAUACUUCAAGAACGUCCACGAUGAUUUUCCUCUCUUCCAUCGAGCAACAUUCGAAGAUGAGUACGAAUUGUACAUCGUGCAAGCUCGGAGAUAUCCCCAACCUGGACCAUCACGGCGACGCCCGUUACCAGACUGGGGCUGGAUUGGCUGUCUUCAUAUGAUGAUUGCCUUUGGCUCUAUUGCGGACAGAACUAUCCAAGGAGUGGACCAUACAGCUCUUCGGCGGAAAUCUGUCACUGUUGCAAGGGCCCUACUGCCACAAUUCAUCUCCAAAUGCUCACUCACGAAUGUGCGGGUGCUAUUAUUGCUGGCUUUGUUCCUGCACAACAACAAUGAGAGGAAUGCAGCUUGGAAUCUCACGGGCACUGCAACUCGCAUCUCAUUUGCGCUCGGUCUUCAUCGAUCGGACAUGAGUUCUUCUUUCCGCCCCCUCGAAAGAGAGAUUCGGAAGUGGGUUUUCUGCACGCUCUACUCUUUUGAACAAUUCUUGGCUUCAAGUCUUGGCCGACCAAGUGGACUGCAAGAACUUGAUGUCGAGAUAGUCCCACCAAGGGAAGGGUUUGUCGAUGGUGGCAUCGGUACAGAUGCCAAGCUUGUGUCCUGGUCACUCAAGCUUCAAGGCAUCCUUGCAAGAACGCGUCUUCUUCACGUUGGGACGAAUCGUGUCUCCUCGGCACCUACCCUUGACGAGAUUAUGAGUGCCCUGGAAACAUGGAAAAGCGAGAUUAGCAAGGCCCCUGGCUUUGAUGUUCCUUGGGUCAAGAGUUCUGGCUCGGGCCUGACUGACAACGCCAAUGCAAUGGAUAUGGAGGACCUAAAGGUAUCCUUGGCGUGGAAGACGCGUGCUCAACUUCGCGCUGUUCUUCUUUUACACGUUCAGUUUCACUACAUUGCCAUCGUGGCAACACGACCUCUUCUGCUUCGCGAUGUUGCAUUGACGCGAAAGUCACCCACGGAAUCACCGGCGCCAUCUGUGCCUCUUCAUGCUGCUGUAUGCGUCAAGCAUGCUUGUCAGUUGAGUUACUUGAUCAUUCUACUGGACCAUUUUGAUGUUAUCAAUGGUCUUUCUGGUCUCGACAUAUUUUACGCCUAUUGCUCAGCCAUGGUUCUAAUCCUUCGACUACUCCGACUUCGUCCUGGCGAGAGCACUGAAGAUGUCGACGACGAAGAGGCCUCUUUGCAGACUGGAAUCAGGUAUCUCGUUUCGACACUCCGAGGCGUGAUAAAUCGCACUGAAAAAUCAGGAUCCAUGAAGCGACUUGCUCAAGUCGUCGACACUUUUUCCGAGUGUGCAAAUAAUCCCAACGAAGCACCCAGUUCGCCCCCUCCAGGAUCAAACAUCAACGGCAUAACUCAUCAUGCUUCAGGAAUGAUGAGUACCUCUCAGUCCGAGUUUGGUCAAGCGAUGACACUCGGCUCCAUGGAGGGUUUGAUAGACUUUUUGCCUUUUCCUGGGUUUGGCACGAUUGAAGGUUCCAUGACACAGUUUAUGCCAGGAGGGGACGUGACGAUGCCUGAAUGGUCUGAUAUGGAGUUGUUUAUGGGAGGUUUCGGGGAGCAGGGCAGAACAGCAUUUUAG